Messenger RNA from Linum tenue, 2966 nucleotides. Lineage: Eukaryota; Viridiplantae; Streptophyta; Magnoliopsida; Malpighiales; Linaceae. The record is from the annotation of a GenBank genome assembly.
GUGAAGGAUAGACGACUAGACGUUCUUAUUCGAGAACUCCAGUCGUCGGUGCUGGGAUUCAAUUCCGAAAUAAGCUGGUAGAUAAAUUAGCUUAAGCGAUCAAUCGAAGAAUCUAAGAAGAUGCACUUGAGCGAGAAUGAAGGGGUAGAAGGCAAAGUGUUCGUAGUCACCGGCGGUUUGGGCUUCGUGGGUUCCGCCCUCUGUCUCGACCUGGUUCGUAGAGGAGCUCGCCAAGUUCGCGCCUUUGAUCUCCGAACCAAUUCUCCCUGGUCUGAUUCUCUCAGCUCCAGAGGUGUCAAAUGCAUCCAAGGAGACAUUACCAAUCAGAAGGAUGUGGGGAAGGCCCUUCGUGGUGCAGAUUGUGUCUUCCAUUUAGCUUCCUACGGCAUGUCUGGCAAAGAAAUGCUUCAGUUUGGUCGUGUGGAUGAGGUUAACAUCAAUGGAACCUGCCAUGUCUUGGAAUCUUGCCUUGACCAAGGAGUGAAUAGGCUUGUUUAUGUCAGUACUUACAAUGUCGUUUUUGGGGGAAAAGAGAUAGUGAAUGGGAACGAGGCUUUGCCUUACUUCCCUCUUGAUGAUCAUGUUGAUACAUAUGGCCGCUCCAAGUCAAUUGCUGAGCAGUUAGUGCUGAAGUAUAAUGGUCGGUCCUUCAAGAAGAUCAAUAGUGGGCAGCUAUAUACUUGUGCUAUUCGUCCAGCAGCAAUCUAUGGACCUGGAGAAGAGAGGCACCUUCCCAGGAUAAUGUCCCUUGCUAAGUUGGGUCUCAUGCCUUUCAGAAUUGGUGAUCCGAAUGUGAAAACAGAUUGGGUGUACUGUGAUAACCUUGUCCUUGCACUUAUCCAAGCCAGCAUGGGACUUCUAGAUGACAUUCCAGGCAGAAAAGGACGCCCAGUCGCCUCUGGCCAAGCUUACUUCAUAUGUGAUGGUUCUCCGGUCAACAGUUUUGAAUUCCUUCAACCUCUUCUAAAAAGUAUAGGUUAUGACAUACCGAAGGCAUCUUUGCCUGUCUCUCAGGCUCUUACUAUAGGCAAGGUUUUGGCAGCUGUCUAUACAAUCUUGUACCCAUGGUUGAAGCAUUGGUGGCUUCCUCAACCAUUGAUCCUUCCUGCUGAAGUUUACAAGGUUGGAGUGACACACUACUUCUCGUACCUGAAGGCCAAGGAAGAACUCGGGUAUGUCCCUCUGGUGACCCCCCGGGAAGGGAUGGCUGCAACGAUUUCGUAUUGGCAAAAGAAGAAAAGGGAAAUGUUGGAUGGACCGACAAUAUAUGCAUGGCUGUAUUGUGUGAUUGGAAUGGGUAUGGUCUUGUGUGCUGCUUUUCUGCCGGAUGUCGGACCUGUGUCCCUGAUGAAAGCUAUUUGUCUCUUGUACAUGAGGUCCAUGUUCGUGAUUAGGCUGGUAGCUGUGUUAGCUAUUGCUGCACAUCUGUUCGAGGCUAUGUAUGCAUGGAAGCUGGCGAAGAAAGUAGAUCCUGCCAAUGCCAAGGGAUGGUUUUGGCAGACUUUCGCUCUCGGGUUCUUCUCAUUGCGUUUCCUACUGAAAAGAGCCCAGAACUAGUGUGGUUUUUCCUGGCAAAUGUAAUAAGAUGAAAGUGUUGGAAAAAAUUCUGCUUGUGUAAUGAUAUGAAGUUCCGUUGUGAAAGAAAUCGGUUUAAAAGGAAUGGUCCUAAAAGGAAAGACCCUGAUUCUCUACUGACGUCUCUGAACCACAGAUAUUUCCUGAUUCAACAUAUUUGUUUACUUCUUGGAUUGGAAAAUAAAGGGAAAGGAAUGGGGAAAAAUUAAGGGAGUGGACAUGAAGAUAUCAUCAUUAUCCGCUUCCUCUGCCACUCCAUCGGUGCUGAAUCUACUGCCUAGCAGUAAUCUCAGCUCAAGCUCGAAUCUUCUUCGACUUCCUCCCCUCCUUUCUUUCCACCCCAAUGUCAGCAGUAGCACAGGGAGAAAGCUAAGUCUCGUCCUCUGCUCCGGCGAGCAACCUUCAAUAUUGUGCGAGGGAGGAGAGUUGAGAGCUCGAGGUAGAAGAGAAAGUUUGGUUUUGGGCUUUAUUUCAGCUGCUGCCACUCUCACUGCAGCUUCCAAAUCCUCCCGUGCGGAGAAUGAAGACUUCCGGGUUUACACAGACGAAGUCAACAAAUUUCAGAUAUCAGUUCCACUGGACUGGGAAGUGGGCACUGGAGAGCCCAGCGGCUUCAAAUCCGUGACAGCGUUCUAUCCACAACAAGCUUCUGCUGCUGCAAGUGUCAGCGUGGUGAUCACAGGGGUGGGAGCUGAUUUUACAAGAAUCGAGUCCUUUGGAAAGGUUGAAGAGUUCGCCGAGACAUUAGUGAGUGGACUGGACAGAAGCUGGCAGAAGACUCCUGGUGUUGCAGCAAAAUUGAUUGACUGCAAAUCUUCAAAGGGGUUGUACUACAUCGAGUAUACGCUUCAAAACCCAGGCGAGAGUCGAAAGCAUUUGUAUACAGCACUUGGAAUGGCCUCCAAUGGCUGGUACAACAGACUCUACACCAUCUCAGGCCAGUUCGUUGACGAAGAAUCACAGGCUUACGGAUCCAAAAUCCAGAAGGUGGUCUCAUCCUUCAGAUUCACCUGAAGGCCACGAAUUUUGAGCUCACUCCUUGCUCCCUGCUUUCUUUUCCAGCUAUCUAUGAUUAUCAUCAUAGCACUAUGAGCUGUCUGUUGACAAUAAAUACGUCUCAUUUGUGUUAUGUUUGAUACAACUGAACUGAGUAAGUUACAGCGGCGAGCAUAGCCUUUAAUUUUGUUACAUCAUCCAGUGGAGUGAACUAUCUACUCUUCGUCUACCUAAUCAAAAUACUUAAAACAAACUCAGGGAAUUUUCUGAUACUAUGAAACAUACAUCUAACUGACAUAAUCACCCUGUGUUCUCACUCCCUCCGCUGCUUGCUGACCACUUUUCCGGAUUGCUCUUUCGUGCUUUAAGAGGUUCAACUGGUCAUAAAACAGGAU